AUGAAACUCGCAGAACAACAAGUUCAAGAAUUCUUGGAAUAUCUUACAAUCCAUCCAAUAUUCCCUCCUCCAAUUAUGAACCCCGAAAUAAUAUAUAAAUCGUUAAACGGAAGAAGUCCAAAGUCUAGAGCAAAACCUACAACUAUUCGAUCUCUUCUACGAUUCUUCAUGAAAGAGUCAGCAAGACAACUCCAAAUGAUUGUAGACGAAAACAUUAUCAGCAGAACCGAAUUCCACUUGCGUAAAAGAGCUACUAUGGAAGAAAUGUCGGUAUACAAAAGAUUGUCUGACCAAGUCAACGAGAGAAUCAAAAGAAAAUGA
Molecule: messenger RNA, 321 nt
Organism: Funneliformis geosporum
Lineage: Eukaryota; Fungi; Glomeromycota; Glomeromycetes; Glomerales; Glomeraceae
Source: the annotation of a GenBank genome assembly